Messenger RNA from Pimephales promelas (fathead minnow), 3041 nucleotides. RefSeq names its product peroxisome proliferator-activated receptor alpha a (gene pparaa). The record is from RefSeq and is a predicted model, not a curated record. Gene Ontology annotation, biological process: positive regulation of fatty acid metabolic process; negative regulation of transcription by RNA polymerase II; cell differentiation. NCBI's taxonomy places the organism in Eukaryota, Metazoa, Chordata, Actinopteri, Cypriniformes, Leuciscidae. Gene Ontology annotation, cellular component: nucleus. Gene Ontology annotation, molecular function: nuclear receptor activity; zinc ion binding; RNA polymerase II cis-regulatory region sequence-specific DNA binding.
CGGGGAGAGUGAACAGGUCCUCUUGAUCUUUUAAAAAUAUCUAACUUUACCCCUAAAAGACGCAGUGUGUCGUCAUUUUUUUGUCUAACGUUAGAUGGGAAGGCUGUGAUUGUUUGCUCACGGACGGGUUGUAUUAACGGUCGUGUGUUAAUCUAGCAAAAGUGUCCGCGCUACAGGGAAUUUCAGCCUGAACUUGAAUAAUAACGGUCGUCGUGGUUUAUUCACCGACCCCCGUCAAGUUUCUUUUGUUUGUUUAUUUUGCCGUUUCUAACAACAACUAAAGGAGUGCGAAUGACCUAGAUGAAGCUAAGAAGCGGAUGAAACGUGGACGUAAAUAAUUGGUGCUUGAAAUGGCGAAAAUCUUUUUCGGACUCAACCCAGAGAUGGAAUGCACGUUCACCUUUUAUCUGGUUCGGGGACUUUGGACGACUCUGACAGACAUGAUUGACUACGCAGGACGGGUGAAGUGAGUAGAAAAGGCCUUCAGCACUUGUCCUGGAAUGUUUCUAUCUACUGAUGCAUGUCAAUAUUAUGGGAUGGCAAACCCAGGAGGUGACUGUCUACCUUUCUCAUGUUGGUGACCUUGAUGGUUUUGAAGGAUCCCAGACUGAAUCUUUGGAGAUAGAGACGGAUGAAUGAUUCAAAGCUUGCCGUGGUCCAGCGCUAUGGUAGAUAUGCCGAGCCUGUACAGUCCCUUGUCCCCGCUGGGCGAUCAAAUCCUGGACAGCCCUCUGUGUGGAGAACUCAUCGGUGACAUGGAGGUGCUCGUGGACAUCUCUCAGUCUCUCAGCGACGAUACUUUCAACUUUCACGUGCUGGAAUACCAGAGCUGGAACACAUUAGUAGACGACUCCACUGUCUUAGAUGUCUUAUCCCCGGCAUCCAGUCCGUCCUCAGAAGCGUUCGCGGCCAGCACAGGUCAGGACGAGAACUCCUCCGGUUCUCUCGCCCUCGAGUGCCGCGUCUGCGCCGACCGGGCCUCAGGCUUCCACUACGGAGUGCACGCCUGCGAGGGAUGUAAGGGCUUCUUCAGGAGAACCAUCCGACUCAAACUGGAGUACGACAAGUGCGAACGCAAAUGCAAGAUCCAGAAGAAGAACAGAAACAAAUGUCAAUACUGCCGUUUCCGCAAGUGCCUUGCAGUGGGCAUGUCCCACAACGCUAUCCGUUUUGGGCGGAUACCCCAGUCAGAGAAGCAGAGGCUGAAAGCAGAGAAGGAUGUCAGCGGGAAAGAGGAGCACCAGCCACUGCAGCCGGACACGAGGAGUCUGGCCAGGCAGACGCAUGAAGCCUACCUCAAACACUUCCACAUGAACAAAGCCAAAGCACGCGCGUUUCUCACGGGCAAGACCAGCACUCCGCCCUUCGUCAUCCACGACAUGGACUCUCUCCAGCACGCAGAGCACAAUCUACUCACCCAGCUGCUGGGCAACGUGGCGUCCGGCGACAGCUCCACUCCGCAGCAGAGAGAAGCGGAGGCCCGGCUCUUCCUGUUCUGUCAGUACGCCUCGGUGGCGACGGUCACGGAGCUGACGGAGUUCGCCAAGGCCUUGCCCGGCUUCGCCACCCUGGACCUCAACGACCAGGUGACUCUGCUGAAGUACGGCGCGUACGAGGCGCUCUUCGCCCUGCUGGCGUCCUGCAUGAAUAAAGACGGGCUGCUGGUGGCUCGCGGCGGAGGCUUCAUCACGCGCGAGUUUCUGAAGAGUCUACGCAAGCCCUUCAGUGACAUGAUGGAGCCCAAAUUUCAGUUCGCCACGAGGUUCAACGCUCUCGAGCUGGACGACAGCGACCUGGCGCUGUUCGUGGCUGCCAUUAUCUGCUGCGGAGACCGUCCAGGACUGAGUAACGUGUCACGGAUCGAGCACAUCCAGGAGAGCAUAGUUCACGCCCUUCGGCUCCACCUGUCGUCCAACCACCCGGACAACGGCUUGCUCUUUCCCAAGCUGCUGCAGAAACUGGCCGACCUGCGGCAGCUGGUGACAGAGCACGCAGAGCUGGUCCAGGAGAUCAAGAAGACAGAAGACGCUUCACUCCAUCCUCUUCUGCAGGAGAUCUACAGAGACAUGUACUGAGAGCUCGAAGCGUUCCCGUUCUCAGGAAGCGCUGAUGCACGACAGAUGUGUUUGGGACAGGUUGCUUUGAGUUGCUGAAAGACUUGCUUUUGGAUCAAGCAGUGCUGGGCAAAGCCAGUGUAAAUGUACACUCGUUAAUAUGUAAUAGGGAAUUGACCUUUACAAGGAUGAUGCUUAUAGUCCCCUAAUAAGUGCAAUACAUGCUUUCUGGCCAUAAUGUAUUCUCGUAAAAGGAGCCAAUGGAGCGAAUGCUAUUCGAGUGUAGUAAGCAAACAGUACACACACACACAGAAAGAGAGAGAGCUCAUUAAAGUGCCAUUUGGAGUGUUCUAAGCAUGUGUUUUUUUCUGUAGCUUUUGACACAUUUGGCCACAUUGAGAUGAUGUGGUGGUGCUUUCCUUUUCCACCUUAAUGUACUAUUUGUAGGGCGGAGCUUCAGAUAUUAUGGGCGUUGCUAAUCAAGUGUAACUUCCAGAACGGUUGACGUCGCAUCAGCUAUCAGCUCUUCUGGCAAACAACCUAAAGAUUUAGGAUCCGGCAGUUGCCUCUCCCGAAUAAGGCGUGGUUUGUCAUGUUUUAAUGCUAGAAAGAAAUGUAUGAGAGAGCCAUAUAAAUCAGAUUGUUUGUUACCUCAUUUGAGUCGCUUGUAUAUUGAACAUCGUUUGUAAAAUAUUUUGUAUAAAAAAUAUCAUGGUACACUGUAUAGCACUCCAACUGUAAUUUUGUAGUCGAAAUGUGUUGUUUGUUUUGACUCAGUACUUGUAUUUGAUUGGUAAAUUAUUGUUUUGUUGUUUUCUUAAAAUGUAGAGCCAAUGUACUUUUUGAUGCAAUUUCCAAGUCCCUUGAUGAUCAGAAAAUGCUUUGUAGACUUGGGCCAACAUUUGGUUAUUUGAUUUGAUUGAAAAAUGUAAUUUUCAGUUGUGGAGGUGUAAUUGUUUGUAGUUUGAAAUGAAAUACAAUGUUCAU